Salvelinus fontinalis (brook trout) is the source of this 1065-nucleotide messenger RNA. Its product is annotated as prisilkin-39-like. The transcript has 2 exons. The record is from RefSeq and is a predicted model, not a curated record. Bases 1 to 1065 code for a protein of 354 amino acids. Lineage: Eukaryota; Metazoa; Chordata; Actinopteri; Salmoniformes; Salmonidae.
AUGGUUCUGAUGCAGGUGUUAUUUUCUGUAAAACACAGCCAAGCAGUGAGCUGUGAGCCUGUGUACAAGACCCCUGGGUACAAGACCCCUGGGUACAACACCACUGGGUACAACACCACUGGGUACAAGACCCCUGGGUACAAGACCCCUGGGUACAACACCCCUGGGUACAACACCACUGGGUACAACACCACUGGGUACAACACCACUGGGUACAACACCACUGGGUACAAGACCCCUGGGUACAAGACCCCUGGGUACAACAGCACUGGGUACAACACCACUGGGUACAACACCACUGGGUACAAGACCCCUGGGUACAAGACCACUGGGUACAAGACCCCUGGGUACAAGACCACUGGGUACAAGACCCCUGGGUACAAGACCACUGGGUACAAGACCCCUGGGUACAACACCACUGGGUACAAGACCCCUGGGUACAAGACCACUGGGUACAAGACCCCUGGGUAUAAGACCCCUGGGUACAAGACCCCUGGGUACAACACCACUGGGUACAACACCACUGGGUACAAGACCCCUGGGUACAAGACCCCUGGGUACAACACCACUGGGUACAACACCACUGGGUACAAGACCCCUGGGUACAAGACCACUGGGUACAACACCCCUGGGUACAAGACCCCUGGGUACAAAACCACUGGGUACAAGACCCCUGGGUACAAGACCACUGGGUACAAGACCCCUGGGUACAAGACCCCUGGGUACAAGACCACUGGGUACAAUACCACUGGGUACAAGACCACUGGGUACAAGACCCCUGGGUACAAGACCCCUGGGUACAACACCACUGGGUACAACACCACUGGGUACAAGACCCCUGGGUACAAGACCCCUGGGUACAAGACCACUGGGUACAAGACCCCUGGGUACAAGACCCCUGGGUACAAGACCACUGGGUACAAUACCACUGGGUACAAGACCACUGGGUACAAGACCCCUGGGUACAAGACCACUGGGUACAAGACCCCUGGGUACAAGACCACUGGGUACAACACCACUGGGUACAACACCCCUGGGUACAAUACCAAUGGGGGUGCAAGAUAA